GUGCAUGGACAACGACGUGUGGAGGCACAACAUCGUCAAGUGGCUGCCGGCCGUUCUUCACCCUGAAAGUCGUGGUGAGGUGACUCUCGACCCGUCCGACCCCUUCGGACGGCCCGUGGUGACGCUGGGGUACUUCACCUCCCAGAACGACGUGAAGGUAGCCAUCCGGGGCCUGGAGAUGGGCGUCGCCAUGGCGGACGAGCUGGCCAAGAGAGGCCUUAUCCUUGACCGCACGCCCAUACCCCCAUGCAGGGACUUCGAGUUCGCGACGCGAGAGUACUGGGAGUGUGCCAUCAACGCGACCAGCUAUACGCUGUGGCACUUUUCCGGGACGUGCAGUAUGGGCAAGAUAACGAAUCCGCUGGCGGUAGUCGACUCGUCUCUCCGCGUCAUCGGCGUCGACGGACUGAGCGUUUGCGACGCCUCCGUCAUGCCGUUCGUUACGAGCGGCAACACCAACGCCCCCACCUGCAUGAUCGCCGAACAGUGUGCUGACCUCGUCCGGGCGCGCCACGGCCUGCCCGAGUACCGAGAAUCGCCAUUCCCAGAACCACCGUUCCAAGACCCGCCAUUCUCAGAGCCGCCGUUCGGCUAAUGUUGUUACAGCCAAAGUGAUCUGUAGCCCAGCCCGCCCACCCCGAGAAGACAUCGUUGCGUUUUUAUUCGUAUCCAAGCUCUAACCUGUUCUGACCUUUGAAAGCAUGUAUCACGCUCGCUUUUGUUGACCCGCAAGGCAAUGAAUUUAUAAAAUAUCAAUUGUAAUGCAAGGGAGGUGUAUGCAAGACAUUGGCUUGGCGUAACACGCUCUAAGAAAAUAUUGUGAAUUUACGAAAUGUCAGUACACGAUGUUUCAUUUAAAAAAAAACGUUAUUGUUUUGUCAGUUUACAAAACGAUCGCAAUCCUACAAAAUCAUUACAAAAUGCAUCGUAAUCCUACAAAAUCACUUUGUAAAGAGAGAGAAAUCUUCCUAAUUUGGUGAAUUUACGGACAAUAUAACUACGAAAUGUUUUGUUU
Thrips palmi is the source of this 1015-nucleotide messenger RNA. RefSeq names its product glucose dehydrogenase [FAD, quinone]-like. NCBI's taxonomy places the organism in Eukaryota, Metazoa, Arthropoda, Insecta, Thysanoptera, Thripidae. The transcript is spliced from 2 exons. Bases 5 to 595 code for a protein of 196 amino acids. The record is from RefSeq and is a predicted model, not a curated record. Gene Ontology annotation, molecular function: oxidoreductase activity, acting on CH-OH group of donors; flavin adenine dinucleotide binding.